Molecule: messenger RNA, 2182 nt
Organism: Ananas comosus (pineapple)
Lineage: Eukaryota; Viridiplantae; Streptophyta; Magnoliopsida; Poales; Bromeliaceae
Product: cytochrome P450 90A1-like
Exons: 7
Coding region: 274-1779 (501 amino acids)
Biological process (GO): sterol metabolic process; multicellular organism development; brassinosteroid biosynthetic process
Molecular function (GO): monooxygenase activity; iron ion binding; oxidoreductase activity, acting on paired donors, with incorporation or reduction of molecular oxygen
Source: RefSeq, a predicted model, not a curated record
CCGUGCGCCUCUCCGUCCCCAGCUCUCAAUUAUUAACGGGAGCGGAUUUAAAAACGCCACGGCCCAGCUGAGGCUGAGGCUGAGGCUGAGGCCGAGGCGGAGUCCCCCACUCUGACUGUCGGACACCACUAUCUUUCCCCUUUCUUCCUCUGCGCUUCCAUCCCACUUUUUCCCAUUUUAAUAACAUCGAUAACAUCGAUAGAGGUAGAGGGCUAAUAGGGACUAGGGGGGAGGGGGGAGAAGGGGGGAAACUCAAAGAGUCAAGAAGAAGAGAUGCUGCUGCUAGCGGAGGUCCAUCCGUUCCUCGUCCUCGUCCUCGUCGUCCUCGUCCUCCUAAGCCUCCUGGCCGUCGCGAUUAGGAGGAAGGGCGCCGGCAGGAAGCGCGAGGUAGGGGGAGGCGGCCGUAGCAGGAGGCGUAGGCUGCCGCCGGGGAGCGUGGGGCUUCCGCUGGUCGGGGAGACGCUGAAGCUGAUCGCGGCGUACAAGACGGAGAACCCGGAGCCCUUCAUCGACGAGCGCGUGCGGCGGCACGGGCGGCUCUUCACGACGCACGUGUUCGGGGAGCGCACGGUGUUCUCGGCGGACCCGGAGUUCAACCGGCUGGUGCUGGCGGGCGAGGGGCGGGGGGCGGUGGAGUGCAGCUACCCCUCCUCCAUCUCCACGCUGCUGGGCCCCCACUCGCUGCUGCUGAUGCGGGGCCCGCUCCACAAGCGCCUGCACUCCCUCACCCUCACCCGCCUCGCUGUGCGCCUGCUGGACCAGGCCAAGAAGAUCACCUUCGAGCUCACCGUGAAGCAGCUGAUGAGCUUCGACCCGGGGGAGUGGACCGAGUCCCUCCGCCGCGAGUACGUCCUCCUUAUCGACGGCUUCUUCUCCAUCCCCUUCCCUUCCUUCCUUUCCUUCACCACCUACGGCCGCGCCCUCAAGGCACGGAAGAAGGUGGCUGAGGCGCUGAGGGAGGUGAUAAGGAAGAGGAAGGAAGCGAAGAAGAAGAGGACAACACGGGGUGAGAAAGGGCUGGAGGACCAAGAAGCAGCGGCAGAAAAGCAGGGCCUACCGACGGUGGCGUCAGGGAGGAGGCAUAUGUAUAAGAAGGAUAUGGUGGAGGAGCUGCUGGAGGCAGAAGGUGGGAGCCUGUCAGAGGAGGAGAUGGUGGACUUCCUGUUGGCCCUGCUGGUGGCCGGCUAUGAGACCACCUCCACCAUCAUGACCUUGGCCGUCAAGUUCUUAACCGACACCCCUUCCGCGCUCGCCCUCCUCAGGGGAGAACAUGACAAAAUCAGAGCCAUGAAAAAGGACGAGAUGGAGCCCCUGGACUGGAGCGAUUACAAGUCAAUGCCCUUCACACAAUGUGUGAUAAAUGAGACGCUUCGAGUAGCAAACAUUAUAAGUGGUGUUUUUAGGCGAGCAGUCAGUGAUGUUCAUUUCAAAGGCUACACAAUUCCAAAGGGUUGCAAAGUCUUCACAUCAUUCCGAGCAGUUCACCUUGAUCCGGAGCACUAUGAGAAUGCUCGAACAUUUAAUCCUUGGAGAUGGCAGGGCAACGAAGCCCUCCAACAGGCGGGCAGUGCUGGUGUAUUUACUCCCUUUGGUGGGGGACCUCGGUUGUGCCCGGGUUAUGAGCUUGCCCGUGUUGUCAUCUCUGUAUUCCUUCACCAUCUUGUCACCCGAUUUAGCUGGGAUGCAGUGGAGGAAGACAGGCUAGUCUUCUUUCCAACCACCCGGACUCUAAAGGGCUACCCCAUCAACGUACGACUGCGGUGCAGAACUCCUUGCUGACCUGCUGUAGAGCUAGCUAGCUGCUGCUGCUAUUUCUUGCAAAGUAAACUUGUGGUAAGAGAGAAAAAGAAACUAGUUGAUCUUUUUGACUGUAGCUGUAGUGUAGCCUAGCUCAUCAAUUUCAGUGUCAUUCUGUUAAAUGUCAUAUAGUAUACAAUCCCUGCAUGUGCGUGAGAGCAGUGGGACGUCCUGUUGUAUUUGGGUGUAUCGGUCUAAUGCUUUAUGUCUGUUAGCUAUACAUAUACUAAUAGCAAAUUAUCCUGGUGACCCCCUCUUGUUGAUGUCGGCUUAAGGGUGCUCUCAUGGCCCAUGCUCUGCGACAAUACGAACGCCCUUGAAGAGAAAAAAGAUAUCAGUAGAAUUAUCAUGUGAUUGCAUUCCAACUUUAAUACUUCAUUGAAAA